Molecule: messenger RNA, 4200 nt
Organism: Neospora caninum
Lineage: Eukaryota; Apicomplexa; Conoidasida; Eucoccidiorida; Sarcocystidae
Product: putative lipase domain-containing protein
Exons: 9
Coding region: 1-4200 (1399 amino acids)
Biological process (GO): lipid metabolic process
Source: RefSeq, a predicted model, not a curated record
AUGGGGCGCCUUUGGCGAUCCCCGACUCUGCUUUCCCCUUCUGCCUCCCUCCUCCUCUCUUUCCUACUCUCUUCUCUCCUCUUCUUCCUCCUCUCUGCUCCGCCUUCUAUCGCUUCGUCUGUAACAGAGACGCCGGACGCUGCGCAGCAAGGCUCUGCAGGAGCGAGUCUCCACGGAGAAGGCCACGAACCGAGCCGGAGGCAGGCAGAAGGCGAUGCCAACCUAAAGCACGCGACCCAGCAGAGCGCUUCGGACUGCGAGGCUCAAGGCCAGAGCCCGUGUCCUGCCUUCGCUUCGCGGGCGCCUAGCGUCGAGUCCGCGAGCCUCCCGCGCGCCUCCGACCCGCAGCUGCCGUCCUCGCCUUCUGCGCGCUUCGAUGACUCCUCCAGCGACUCGCCCUCCCUUCUGUAUGACACGUCUCGCGACCCACGAGACGCGCACUGCGGAGGGAAGACAGGUUGUGCAAGGCCGAAGAGAGCCCGGUUGUCGGCCGGUGCCGCUUCGGCGAAUGCUGCGCCCACGGACGCGAUGUGGAGUCUCUUAAAGAGGACUGCGACGGCGGUUGAGAGCCCCGUUCCGUUUGACUCGGAGCUCUUCGUUCCACGCCUUCACUCCCACAGUCUCUCGGACGAAAGAGACGACGAAGUCCACCUUUCCCAGAGCCUAGACGAGCUGUCGACAGAACGGGGCUUCCCCGACCCUGCCGACGAGGCGACAGACGCCUCUCUUGCUUUCCACUUUUUCAACCCUCUGUACGUGUUUUUUCCGCCGGGGUCCUUCGUAGUGGAUCGCGAGAACCAGACCUCGUCAGGGACAACGACCGCGGUUCCCUUGGUGUGGGGCGCGCGCUUCACGUCGCCCUACGCGACCGCUCAGCGUGGCCGGUCGCCUGAAGCUGCAGCGGCGCACGCGGCCUCUGGGAGGACGUUGAAGAAGUCGGACACGCCCGAAGGCAAGCGGAGGCGCCACCGGCGAGAGCAUGGAGACCCACCAGUCCACGCAGACGGGCACAGGUCACUGCCCGACGACCAGGAAGGCGCCGAUCCGACGAACUCACGUAGCCGACACGCCUCAGGCAGCUCUGUGGUUGACCGUUCUUCUGCGUACCCCAAGAGUUUUUCCUCGCUUGCAACCACUGCUUUCGAUUCGGGUUUUCUGCAGACACCUGAAUCUCUUCUUUCUUCUUCGCAUCUCACGCCUGCCGAGACACCUGCUUCUUCGACGCACGCCUCCGUCCUCGACGCUCCUGCCUCUCCCUCCUCUUCCGCGUCCCCCCCUGGCGGGAUGCAUGCAGAUGUGUCCGCCUCCGCCACGGUCUCUACGCCGCGCGCGUUGCGAUCUCAGAAUCCGGCCGGGGGCUCUCCCUCUCGCGACAGUCGCGAGUCGGCCUCCGGGAGAGGAGCUUCUCUGCUGGCAGCCGCUUCCUCCCGCGCAGCGCGCCUGCCUCCCACGUCUUUUUUCUCCGUCGUCUUUCCCCCCUUGCACACCCUGGAGACUGCCGCGGUGGUGACCGACCUGCGGCGCCUCGGCGAAGACGCGUUGUUCGACGCGGAAGCUGUGCGUCACCAGGCAGUAUGUGGGGGCCUCUUUCACUGGCUGAAGCCGGAAAAAAAGGGCGGGUCAUCCGACUUUGGGUGCGUCUGGGACCGGUUCGCAGAUGCGUUUGAACGGACGCUUCCGGCGGACACGCCUUUGCCUUUCCGACCCGGCGGGUUCACCUUCAAAACCCUCGACACGGUAAAUCGGUGGUACAGCCGCUUCCAGCAUCCUGGGCCGACAGCCGGCGAGGCCAAGAGCGAUCGGAAAAGCCGUGAGAAGCUGGAAGGCACCCGGCGGAGCCCACCUCCCGAGCCGCCAGAGGCUGCCGGCGGACGCGCAGGAGACAGCAGCGCAGGCCUCGAGGAGUCCGACGACUGGGAAGGUUCGUCGUCCAGCGGGUUCCAGGCGUCGGGGGGGUCGAACGGGGGCGACAAGAAGACGCUGCAGAAGACGGCGGCUCGUCGCAACUCUGCGACAAACAUCUUUGACCGAAGCCAGGCGUUUCUGAACAAGGCCAGCCGCCUGCUCGGAAAGCGCCUGACCAGCUUUGUCUGGGGCCUCGUCCAGCGCCUCGUCGCGGAGCUCAAGAAGCAACAGCGAAACGGAGGACCGUUGAACUUGGGGAAAGCCGUCAACGCAGUGAUUGAGGCAGAGAAUGUCACCAACACCGACGCCAUGGAAAACGCCAUGUUCAUUCCUCUUGGAUGCAAAGCCCACGUGCACUACAGCGAACUGUAUACAGAAGGAUACGACGUCGCACCUACUGACCCCUCCAGCUGGCCAGAUUUUCCUUUAUUUGCUUGGCUUCUCAAGGACAAGUCGCGUGCUGAGAUACUUCUGCCGCACAACCCGCCGCGCCGUUUGACAGUCACCGUCGCGCCACACUUGCCUGAAGCCGUGGAAGACAAAGGCGCGCAUCUCGCCCUGUACCGGCUAUGGCAUACGGUGUGGUUCCUCAUUAUCGAAGUCUCGCGCGCCGACUUUCUGUGGCCUUGGACGAAACACCGAGACGUCGACCAUCUCUUUCCCUGGUGGACUGUCAGCACGGUCGGCCUCCACAGAGUCACCGAGCACCGUCCGGUUCGAUACGCGAACGGCGUGUGGCGCUUCAAGAAUAUUGACCCGACCUCGCUCGAGGUGAUUCCGCAGCCCGACGGAAGCGAGAGCAAUCCGUUCGAGGUUGUGCCGCCGCCUCGUAGCCACAUGGGCGAGUUGGACCCAAGCGACAACCUGGCCACGACCGGAGGCGAAGAGCAGAAUCCGUGGGGUUUCCUCGCAGAGGGCCUUUACGCGAACAUGACUGCGGCCGGGAAACCUUUUCAGUCGCGGGGCGGCCGCGUUCGACCCAUUGCGAAGCCCAAGACGUUCCUGUAUCGGGGGCGAUCGAUGUCGAUCUACCCAGACCAGUGUGGACAAGACGCGACGUUCUCGUACACCUUCGACGCUCCCUUUGGGAUACUCUACACGCCGUCGCAUCUCUUGGAACGCGUGAAGAAGAGACAGCAGCAGCCAGGAGGGGUGGGGCGGCUGCGCGAACAGCGACGGAGGGAGCGGGACGACUCGAAGCAAGACAAGGCUCACGAAGCAGUCCAGGGGAACCUCGUGGACGCUGUCUGGGCCUUCAAACCCACGACGAUGCCCAAGAUGUGGUUGGUGAACCGCCUGGCGAAGCCGAUGGAGCGCGAGCUGGCGCUAAGCGACGCUCCGGACGCGCUCGUUCAUCGGGGGUACGGAAUCCUCUUCCGUACGUCGUAUCGGCCUCGAAUGGAAGACUUUAUUUCGCAACUGACAUCACCCGUGUCCCCGGCUUCUUCGGCGGACUCCUCGUCGCUGCCUAGCCAAGACGCACUGUGGCAGGCGUACCAGCAGCGGUCGCGCGCGCAUCCGUUCACCGUCGUCUUUGCGGGACACUCCCAGGGCGGAGUCGCUGCCGAGAUGUCGGCGUUCUUCUUCGCAAAGACCAUGAAAGAGGAGAUUGAAAGCGGCAGAGUCCGGGCAUACGUCGUCGUCUUUGGAACGCCCGUCUGGUGCACACAGAAGAUGUACGACGAAUUCCGAGCGACGGGGCUCGUCAUCCACGAGGUGGUCUCGGACAGCGAUCCAGUGCCGUUCUUCUUCAACGUCUCGGAAUUUGCACAGGAUCGGAACAUGGUGAUGCUGAAGCUUGAGGAUUUCUACAAGGUUUCGUUCACCUCACCGUUCCCGUUCGAUGGGUCCAUAUGGAAGAAACCGAGGAGAAGCCAAGACAAGAAAACGCGGUUGAUCGGCGCGACGUUCGGGAUCCAACCCCUCCUCGAUCCAACAGUCAGUUUUGGGAUGACGCAUUCCCACAUCUACGCGGCGUCGCUGGGCUUACUCAGCCAGAGAUACAAGCACAUCGGGUGGGCAAAUUUUCUGGCCUUUCCAUUGGUGCCACCGGAGUUCCAGACGUCGCCGCCGCACAUUCCUGAGGGGAUGCGCGGUUUGCAGGAAGGCUACAGAUUGUUGCUGAUGGGCGCCGGGGUCAGACGUUCCACGCGACCGGGGCCGAAAGGCUUCAGUUUGCUGAGGCCUUUCCAGCUGCGGAAACGUCCAAGAGAGUCAACCGACGACUCCGAACGCCCGAGAAAGCGACAGACUCUCCAAGACAAGAAGACACCCGAAAAAGAAGACCAUGACUAG